GUCUAGCCUCACCUGGUCGGGGAAACUUCUCGUCGUCCAGGAAUUAGGCUUUGGCUGUCGCACCAUAUUAACCGGUGGAAAUUAAUGGACGUACGACAAUCCCCGCAAUUAGUACGAAUACGUCUGGCCUCGUACCACAGGAGUUCCUGGUCGAGGGUCUUCCUACCGACACUAGUCACUGUACUUCCUGCACCCCAGAAACCAUAUUUCUUCCCACGUUCCAACCCGCACGUGCCCAUGCUUACACCAUGAAUUCUUUUUAUAACUAUACAUCCUCCAUUCUUUCCGCGCGCACUGCAAGCUUGACGAUCAAAUCUCAAACUCACAGCUUGGUCAUGGUCGUCGCCCCUCUCAAUGUCUGCGUCCGGAGAUCGUAUCACCCGGCCCACAGAUCCUGAUGAUCUUGUCCUGGAGGCCUGGGGACAGGGCCUGAUGGUCGGUUCCUUGGUGGUGAUGGCCGCGGUGACCUUUGCGAAUAUGAAGAGACACAUUCUGUUGCAUAAACUGAUUUUUGCCGAGCUUAUUCUCGCUAUGGCCCAUGGCACCUUCAUAUUCCCCAAAGAACCCGCCUACGGAUGGUACCUUUCCUGCAGUGCUAUCGGACUGAAUGUGUCCUGGACUCUGCAUAAUGUCAUUGCGUGGAUGAAGAAUAAGCCAUUCCUGAGUCGCAGGGUUUCACAAGCUUAUAUCAUCACGGUUCUGCUGGUCCAGCCGUACUGGGUGGUGGAAAUCUACGCCAAUUUCACCUACUUCAACAAUAUUAACAAGAUCUUCCUCACAACACGGCCAAUGGAGCCUCUCUUCCGAGACCCCUGGUGGGUGUUCACCACCUGUUCACUCUUCUACACUAUUAAGCGCUUGUACAACUUUGGCAUUAUAGAAUUGGUGACUGUGAGCCCGCGGUUCGGGAUUAUGCUAGCAUCAAUGUGCCUUUCCAUUGCAUUCAUAAUCAUCGAUACGUGUGUCGUUCUGAACGCCUUCCCAGCGCAUACACUCCCUACCGGAGUUGAACCAUUCUGGAAACUAUCAUUUAUCUUCAAAUGUCUCUGCGACACCGUCAUCCUCGACGACUUCAAGACAGCGCUUGAUCGAAUGCGAAACUACUGGCUACAGAAGCGGGCCAGGACUGGCGAAGUCCUUCUUCCGGAGACCCAGUAUGAACCUGGCAGUCGCAGACACGAGAGGGAUGACAUCGAGGCAUUUGGUAGCGAGAGACGGGGCAGUGAACUUAGAAAGCCCGAUUCGUCGGUUCCGCGAGUUCACACAAGGGAAGAUGUGGGUAUAGCUCUUUGAUCAUGCAUAUGUAAUCCUGCAUUGUGCGUUUCUGAUGAUUAUGAUUGAUUCGAUGAUAUCCACCCGUGUUUUUGUUUGUUUCAAUUAUACUUUGGUUAGGCGAAUAUCUUGGGGUUUGAUGCGCUUAAAUUGGUCACUGUUGUCGGUAACAAAGGCUGUUCUACUCAUAAUGUGCCAAAAAUAUCAUACUAUAUGAUCUGUGAUGGGCAAUGUAAAAGGUAAACUCUUUGAUUCUCUGAAAUAGUAAUUGAUCAGCCUUGGCAUAGCCCUAUGUGAAGAUGCAACACAAAGACCACGCGGUAGUCAAAAAAUGUCUCCUCAAAUAGCUAUCAGAGAAGUCUAGGACCUUUGUAUCGUCAACCUUUGUUUUACUUUUUCUUCAUUUAUUUGCCUUUCGAGACAUUUUGACCCGAAACUUCGAUAUACUGUUUCAUAUUUCUUUUGUUUCAUGUUUGCCAAGCAGGAAUCACGAUAUGCUGGUCUUUUCAGACAUGACAGACCGCAUGACCGAUGCUUUGUUCGACAAAGAACCCUACGCAAAUCACGGAGAACGUUUUCAAAGUCUAGCU
Molecule: messenger RNA, 1862 nt
Organism: Aspergillus pseudonomiae
Lineage: Eukaryota; Fungi; Ascomycota; Eurotiomycetes; Eurotiales; Aspergillaceae
Exons: 4
Coding region: 355-1293 (312 amino acids)
Source: RefSeq, a predicted model, not a curated record